This is a messenger RNA of Colius striatus (speckled mousebird), 1463 nucleotides long. It is a transcript of the gene HIF3A, whose product is annotated as hypoxia inducible factor 3 subunit alpha. NCBI's taxonomy places the organism in Eukaryota, Metazoa, Chordata, Aves, Coliiformes, Coliidae. The coding region runs from base 24 to 1463 and encodes 479 amino acids. The record is from RefSeq and is a predicted model, not a curated record. The transcript has 12 exons. Gene Ontology annotation, biological process: regulation of transcription by RNA polymerase II; cellular response to hypoxia. Gene Ontology annotation, molecular function: RNA polymerase II transcription regulatory region sequence-specific DNA binding; DNA-binding transcription factor activity, RNA polymerase II-specific; protein dimerization activity.
GGAGGGCGGCGGCGGCAGCGGCCAUGGACGGGCGGCCCGGGGCGAGGUCGACGCCGGAGCUGCGCAAGGAGCGCUCCCGCGAUGCCGCGCGGUGCCGGCGCAGCCGUGAGACCGAGGUGUUCUACCAGCUGGCUCACACGCUGCCCUUCGCCCGCGGCGUCAGCGCCCACCUGGACAAAGCGUCCAUCAUGCGCCUCACCAUCAGCUACCUGCGGGUGCACCGGCUCCUGGCUGCUGGGGCGUGGGCGGCCGCAGCCGAGGGGGUCGAUGGGUGCUACGUGAAGGCGCUGAGCGGCUUCCUGAUGGUGCUGAGCGACGGGGGAGACAUGAUCUUCCUGUCUGAGAACGUCAACAGGCUCCUGGGGCUCAGCCAGCUCGAGCUGAUUGGCCACAGCGUCUUCGACUUCGUCCAUCCCUGUGACCACGAGGAGCUGCAGGACGUGCUGAGCCCCCGCCAGGCCGUGCCCCGUCGCCGGGGGGGUGCCGAGCGCUCCGGGCGCAGCUUUGCCCUGCGCAUGAAAAGCACCCUGAGCGGGAGAGGCCGCUGCCUCAACGUCAAGGCUGCCUCCUGGAAGGUGCUGCACUGUGCUGGCCACAUGCGCUCGUACGCGGGCUCCGGGGGCUCGCCGGCGCUGCGCUGCCUGGUGCUGAUCUGCGAGGCCAUUCCCCACCCCGCGGCCAUCGACACCCCCCUGGGCUCCGGGGCCGUGCUCAGCCGCCACUCCAUGGACAUGAGGUUCACCUACUGCGAUGAGAGGAUCGGGGAGGUGGCUGGGUACAGCCCCGAGGAGCUGCUGGGCUGCUCCCUCUACGAGUACGUGCACGCGCUGGACUCCGACACCCUGAGCAGGAGCGUGCACUCCCUGCUGAGCAAGGGGCAGGCAGUGACCAGCCAGUACAGGUUCCUGGCCAAGCGAGGGGGGUUCCUGUGGGCACAGACCCAGGCCACCGUCAUCGCCAACAGCCGCAGCGCCCAGCCCGAGGGCAUCGUGUGCCUGCACUUUGUGCUCAGCCGCGUGGAGCACCGCGCGGGCUCGUCCUGUCGCUGGAGCAGACGCCGGCGCGGGGGGAGGGGCGGCGCGUGCUGCCCCUCCCCCCACCCCCUUCGUGCCGCCCCUCCCCCAGCGACCCCCCCCCCGGAGCCUUCCUCAACAUCAGCCUCGCCCCCCGAGGCCGAGCUGCUGCCACCGAAGCUUUUUGGGGGGGCCACGGGCCAAACCACGGCCCUGCAGCUCGCCCCGCUGGACCUGGCCAUGUUGGCUCCCUACAUCCCCAUGGACGGCGACUUCCAGCUGGGGCGGGGCCGAGCCGCGCAGGGGGCGUGGCCAGCGCCCGCCAGCUGCCCGGGCCCCGCCCCCUCGGGCCGAGGCCCCGCCCCGGCCCCGCCCUCCCGCGCUGGGGCAGCGACCCCGCCCUCGGCCACGCCCCCCGGCCACGCCCCGCCAGGAAGAGGCGAGCGCUGA